Molecule: messenger RNA, 2917 nt
Organism: Saccostrea echinata
Lineage: Eukaryota; Metazoa; Mollusca; Bivalvia; Ostreida; Ostreidae
Product: Na(+)/H(+) exchange regulatory cofactor NHE-RF1-like
Exons: 4
Coding region: 127-1353 (408 amino acids)
Biological process (GO): protein localization to plasma membrane
Cellular component (GO): apical plasma membrane
Molecular function (GO): protein binding; protein-membrane adaptor activity
Source: RefSeq, a predicted model, not a curated record
CACGUGUUCGCAUAGCUCGACGCCAUUUUCUUCGCUUGAUGUUUAGUGUCAACUUGCAGGUGCCCGUUACGGAAAAAAACUAUAAACUUUUUUUAAGUGGAUUUGUAUAUUUUGAUCAAAUAAGUCAUGGCUGAUCACAAGCCUAGAUUGUGUCACUUGGUAAAAUGGCCCGACUUCCAGGGGUAUGGAUUUAACUUGCAUGCCGAGAGGGGCAAAGCGGGACAAUUCAUAGGAAAAGUGGACGAGGGGUCCCCGGCAGAAGCAGCAGGUUUAAGGGAAGGGGACCGAAUCGUUGAAAUCAAUGGAACUAAUAUAGGAAACGAAAACCACCAACAAGUUGUUGGGCGGAUCAAAUCGCUUGGUGACGAGGUGAAUCUUUUAGUGGUGGAUCAGGAAACGGACUCUUAUUAUAAAGAUAUUAAACAAAUUGUGAGGAGUGAUCUUCCUGAAGUUGUAAAAAUAAGUGCGGAGAAAGGUGAAAGCCAGGAAAAUUCAGCAGAACCUGAACCUACCCCUGAGCCACAGGAGGCCAGAGAACCUUCACCAGAAAGAGAACCUUCCCCUGAACCAGAGAGGGAACCCUCACCAGAACCAGAACGUGAACCAACACCAGAACCACCUAGAGAACCUUCACCUGAACCAGAAAGGGAACCUUCUCCUGAACCAGAAACCAACAAAGAAAAUGAGGAACCCAGUGAACCAGAAGCUACUGUGAUUACAGUCAAUAGUGUCACCAAUACAGAGCCAGAAAGUAAAUAUAUCGCUAGACUUUGUCACGUAACUAAAUGGCCCGACUUCCAGGGAUAUGGGUUCAAUCUCCAUGCAGAACGGGACAGACCUGGUCAGUUUAUUGGAACCAUAGAUGAUGGAUCCCCUGCCCAGGCAGCAGGCCUACAAGAGGGUGAUAGGAUUAUUGAAGUCAAUGGUACAAAUAUUGAAUCAGAGAGCCAUAGGCAAGUGAUAGAAAGAGUCAAGGCAGGAGGGAAUGAGACCAAAUUGUUAGUAGUUGAUCCUGAAUGUGAUGCUUACUUCAAAAAGAAUGGAAUAACUGUUACCAAUUCAUCACCAAUGGUCAACAAGCUAUCAAAUCCUGCCAGGGGAGGCUCAGCACCAGCUCCAACACCAGCCCCAGUCAAUGGAACAUCGGAAUCACCCGCUCCACUGGCCUCUAAACCUGCUAUCCAGGCCCCCCAACCUGUUGCCAAUGGCACUGCAUCCAAUUCAAAUGACCCCAUGAUGGGGAUGUCUGCGAAAGAGAUGAGGGAAUACUUAGCAAACAAGAGGAAACAGGACCCCAAAAAGAGUAGACAAAUGGAUUUUGCAACUAAAGUCAACAUGCUUCAGAAAAUGUGAGGCCCAAUUCCAUGUGCAUUUAGAUAUUGCGUAAUUUUUGUUUAAAGAGAUAUAUUGUAUAUUAUGCAUAAAACGUUCAGUGUAUUUACAUUGUGGAUAUAUGCAUGGAUAUGGCACUCUGUGAUCAGAAAAUUGCUAUUAUUAUGAAGGAAAAGGAAAAAUGAAUGUUUCAUCAGAUAAAAAACAAUAGAGAGCUGGAGUCUUUGUUAAUAUCAGUCUAUAUGGGGAUUCUAUAUCUACAACAGUCAUUGCUUAAUGAAUUAUAAUCAUUUAAACAUUUUGUGCUCAAACACUUGAGCUGUACGUGUUCUUUGCAUGUGUGAUACUGUACAACUAGUUGUUUUAUAAUGUAUAACUCAAAAUUAAAAUGCAGCAGAGUUUUUUUUAAAUUGCUUUCAUGCAAACAUUCCAGUAGCUAAAUUUUUAAGUAGUAAAUUGCUUGUUAUUUGUCAAAUGUAUUUUGAAAUAUGCAGGAAUUAUGUUUGUAAAUUUGAAAAAUAGCUACAUUUAACUUCAAUUUUGCAAAAAAUUUGCAUCAUUCAGUGUGAUUUGGGCCUUAUAAAAUUCAUGUGUAUAUGUUUGUGUAAAACAAUCAACAUUCCAAAAAUAAUAUAAGUAAUCUGUAAAAAAUAAAUUGGACUUUUAGUUUAUCGAAACCAUCUCAUUUAGUAGUUAUUGCAUUAGUUCUGGUGAAUUCUCUGUGUGUCUUCUUGCCAUAAAAGACAAAUCAAAUAUGUCCAUGUAUUAGAUUCUUUCUCAUUCCAAUUUCUUGUGCCUAUUAGUUCUAGGACUGGUGAUGAACUGCUAAAAUUAAAUGAUUAGUAGAUGAUAACUGUUCAUUUCAUACAAAAUCUUAAAGAAAAGACUAGGUAUGUUCAUGUGGCUAAUUUAAAACUGAUUCAAAUGAGAAAAUUUUUCUUGUAGCAAAAAGUAUGCUCAAUUCUUUCAAAUGCACCAUUUUAACCAAAGAUAGUAGGAACGGUGCUAUACUGCUUCAGUUAGUACCAUUUUAAUCGAGAUUAAAACUAUCUUGUAGCACUGAAACAAUGUCGACGUUUCAUUAGGUUCCAUUGUAGCAGUGCAUUAUCUAACUUUUGUACCCCCAUUUAUUCCAAAGUAAUGGUAAACCUAUUUCCAAGUAUUUUUAAUCAACUUGAUUAGAGGUGGAUUAUUUCUAUAUUCUGUGUAUUAUUUCUUCCAUUUGGUUUAAGCCUCGCAGCAUCAGUGUAUCACUAUAUUGAAAUGUAUUCACAUUUUGUGCUAAUAAUAUCUUGACAUUUUGUCUCAUGUUGUUAAAUGUAUUUGUUUUUGUUGAAAUGUUAAUGUUUAAGGAGUAGAGAAAAUUCAAAUAUGCACUUUUUUUUCUUUUUAUAAUGUGUACAUUCCAAAAAUUCUAAACAAAAACAGCACAUGCAUGUGGUAAACCCGUGUCAUUGAUCUUAGCAAAGAGAAAAAUGCAAUAAUUGUUUUAGUCUGGCUUAUUUGUUAUGAAAAUUGACUGUGAUUAUUUAAGUCAUAAGCAUUCCCCAUAUACUGUAAAAAGAAGCAUUGUACCCUUAACCCU